Penicillium vulpinum is the source of this 1155-nucleotide messenger RNA. RefSeq names its product Aldo/keto reductase. The transcript has a single exon. The record is from RefSeq and is a predicted model, not a curated record. Bases 1 to 1155 code for a protein of 384 amino acids. NCBI's taxonomy places the organism in Eukaryota, Fungi, Ascomycota, Eurotiomycetes, Eurotiales, Aspergillaceae.
AUGGCUGAUCUUUGGGCUCCCGCUCCUGAACCGACUACCGAAUUGGGACGUUACCGCGUUCUCUCUUCGACGGCUGGAAUUCGCGUCUCACCUCUUCAGCUCGGAGCCAUGUCAAUUGGAGAUGCGUGGAAAGACACAAUGGGCUCGAUGAGUAAGGAGGAGUCCUUCAAGCUUCUAGAUGCAUUUCACGAAGCCGGCGGGAAUUUCAUCGAUACCGCAAACAAUUACCAGGACGAACAGUCGGAGACUUGGAUUGGGGAAUGGAUGGCCAAACGCCAGAACCGCGAUCAAUUGGUGGUCGCUACCAAAUUCACCACAGACUUUCGAUCACACAAGCUAGGCAAGGGGAAGGCCCCAAACCAUUGCGGCAAUCACAAGCGAAGCCUCCACAUGAGUUUUCGGGAUUCAUUGAAGAAGCUGCAAACCGACUGGAUUGACAUCCUGUAUCUCCAUUGGUGGGAUCAAACGACGUCAAUCGAAGAGGUCAUGGACAGUCUUCACAUCCUGGUUGAGCAGGGUAAGGUUCUGUAUCUGGGUAUUUCAGACACACCGGCGUGGGUUGUGGCAGCGGCAAAUACAUAUGCUCGAGCCCACGGGAAGACACCCUUCAGCAUCUACCAGGGUAGAUGGAAUGUCAUGCUGCGUGACUUCGAACGCGAAAUCAUCCCCAUGGCGCGCCAUUUUGGAAUGGCGCUCGCCCCUUGGGAUGUCAUGGGCGGCGGAAAAUUCAAAACAAAGGAGGAAAUUGAACGACGCAAAUCUCAGGGAGAGGGUCUCCGGAGCAUUUUGAGUUCGGAACAAAGCGAAGAGGAAGCUGCAAUGAGUGCAGCACUUGAAAAGGUAGCCAACGAGCAUGGGAUUAAAUCCCUCACCGCGGUUGCCCUGGCAUAUGUGAUGGCGAAAGCACCAAAUGUUUUCCCUCUUGUAGGCGGCCGCAAAAUCGAGCAUCUCAAGGAUAACAUCCAGGCUCUCACCCUGCGGUUGACAGCGGAACAAAUCGAAUACCUCGAGAGCCAAAAGCAGUUUGAUGUCGGCUUCCCAAGCAACUUUAUUGGGCCGGAUCCCAAAGUGACUGGGAAAGCAGUCUUCCUCUUGGCCGCUAAUGCUCCGUAUGCCUUUGUACGGUCAUCCAAAUCUAUUACCAGCCCAGAAUAG